AAUUCUAAAAUAACGGUCGUAGGCAUAGGUGAGUGACUAAAAAUACUGAUUUUCCCACGAAAGUGGAAACUGGAAACGACGCCAAGAGUAGAAAGAAAGAAAGCAGUGGAGGAGGCAGCAAAAGAAAGCCCCCUUGUAUCUUUGUUGCCGGGCACACAAAUACUGAGCAUUGUGCUUUGCUUGUGUUUUACUGAAAAUGACUGCCUUCUUUCAGAGACUGGCUAAGGCUGCCCCAAUCGCCUUCAACAACUCAUUUGGAGGCCAAUCCAAGUCCAGCUUUCGCAUUCCCUUUGGAGCUCUCGCAGCUGUCUCUGGUGGAAUCUCCUAUCUCUGCUACUAUUCCUCGCCAGAUUUGGUUUAUCUAGAUGAGAUCAAAGAACAGGCAGGCCCAAAAGUUGCGCUUAAUCCCAACAAGUGGAUUGAAUUUAAGUUGCAAGAUACUGCAAGGGUUAGCCACAACACUCAAUUGUUCAGAUUUACAUUUGAUCCCACUGCCAAGUUGGGUUUAGAUGUUGCUUCAUGUCUCAUUACGAGGGCUCCAAUAGAACAAGAUGCAGAAGGGAAACCAAAAUAUGUCAUACGCCCGUAUACUCCUAUUUCAGAUCCAGAUUCCAAGGGAUACUUUGACUUGUUAAUUAAGGUGUAUCCAGAAGGAAAAAUGAGCCAGCAUUUUGCAAGCUUAAAACCAGGCGAUGUAGUUGAAGUGAAGGGGCCCAUUGAAAAGUUCAGAUAUACUCCCAACAUGAAGAAACACAUAGGCAUGAUUGCAGGUGGCAGUGGUAUUACUCCAAUGCUUCAGGUUAUUGAGGCUAUAAUGAAAAAUCCCGAUGACACGACUCAGGUGUCACUGCUUUAUGCUAAUGUCUCCCCAGAUGACAUAUUGCUUAAACAGAAACUUGACAUACUUGCAGCUAGCCACCCAAAUUUAAAGGUAUAUUACACAGUAGAUAAUCCAACAAAGAGUUGGAAAGGGGGAAAAGGUUACAUAUCGAAGGACAUGGCCGUUAAAGGCUUACCUGGUCCUGCUGAAGAUACUCUCAUCCUUGUAUGUGGCCCCCCUGGAUUGAUGAAACAUAUAUCUGGUGACAAGGCUAAAGACUGGUCACAAGGAGAGCUCACUGGCAUACUAAAAGAACUUGGAUACACAGAAGAAAUGGUUUACAAAUUUUGAUCGAUGAAGACCCUUUAGCAUUUCAAGCUAUCACUAGGCUUUACUUCAAAUUUGGUGUAAUAAAUUGUUUUCUUAGGAAGCAUACGCAACUUGAACUCAAAAUCUACGAUAAUAAAUUUGGGAAGAAUGCUGAAUAGGUGAUAUUUGGUUAUGAAUUUGUGAUAUUGCCUACAUGAGUUAGCUGUUAGCCCUUCAUUUUGAACAAGUUUUAUAUCAAUUAAGGCAACCCUACCGUUUGAUGGGCGUUAUCUA
Molecule: messenger RNA, 1423 nt
Organism: Prunus persica (peach)
Lineage: Eukaryota; Viridiplantae; Streptophyta; Magnoliopsida; Rosales; Rosaceae
Product: NADH-cytochrome b5 reductase-like protein
Exons: 13
Coding region: 197-1171 (324 amino acids)
Molecular function (GO): cytochrome-b5 reductase activity, acting on NAD(P)H
Source: RefSeq, a predicted model, not a curated record